GUUUAUUUAAUACAGAGAAUUGUUUUUUAAUUUCGAUAUAUGUUUGCUUUUGAUGUGAUAAUUUGUGCAUUAUUGAUUACUCAUAAAUAAUGUGAUUUUAUUAUGCACAUAAUAGCUUUUCAAAAUUCUUGACAUUAGCAUUCAUCCUAUUCAAAAUCUUAAAAGAUAAAGCACAUGCAUCCAUUAAAGUCAUCUUUGCAUUUACACAUUCACAUCAUUUAGCAUCAUAAGCAUCAUAUAUACAAAACCGUUUAACAAACAAUAAAUUUGUCAGGGUUCCUUAAAAUUGCUCGCCUACCAGGAAAAAGUCAGCCUUCUAAGCACUUCACUAGAUCAAAACUCAAGGUCUUCAUGGAGGCAUUUCAGAAACAGAUAAACGACAUCAAUGGGAAGCUAACAGGGUUUGAUGAGAAACUGACAGGUUUCGAUGAAAAAUUGGCGGUUUUUGAUGAGAUGAAAGGUCAACUCAACACAAUUUUGGGCAUAUUAUCAGGAAAAGGAAAGGGGGUUGCAACUAACGAAGAAGAAGCGAUAUUCGACGAAGAAGAUCACUAUGAACCACCUAAAGGAGAUGCCUCAGGUAGUAAAUUUAUUCUCAUACCUUCGAAGAACACAUGUGACGAAGAUGUCAUGGGACAACCAAAGCAUGACAAAUUAGAAGAGACUGAGAAGCAGGAGGAACAUGGGGUUGAUGCUAUGCUGAAAGAAAAAUUGGAACACAUGAAUGAACGAAUAAGAAGCAUAGAAGGAUUUGAAUCCUAUGAGCCUAUGGAUGCAUCGCAACUAUGUUUAGUCCCAGACGUCAUAAUUCCUCAUAAAUUUCAAAUGCCUGAAUUUGAAAGAUACAAUGGCACUACUUGCCCAAGAAGCCAUCUAGUCAUGUUUUGUAAUAAAAUGGCUAACUAUAUUCGUGAUGAAAGGUUGAUGAUACAUUGCUUCCAAAAUAGCUUGAGCAGCUCCGCGCUGAGAUGGUAUAUGCAAUUAGAGAAAACGAAAGUGAAAAGGUGGCAAGACCUAGCCGAUGCAUUCAUGAGGCAUUAUAAGCAUAACCAGGAUUUGGCACCAGAUCGGGAGGAUCUACGUAAUAUGGAAAAGAACGAGAAAGAAUCGUUCAGAGAGUAUGCUCAUAGAUGGAGGGAGAAGGCGUCAGAUGUUCAACCCCCGCUGUCAGAAAAGGAAAUGGUGUCAAUCUUCUUCGGAACAUUGAGAGUUCCGUAUUACAACAACAUGGUGGGGAUUACCACAACCAACUUUGCGGACUUGCUAGUAAUUGGAGAGCGAAUUGAAAAGGGAUUGAAGCAAGGUCGGAUGGAAAGUCCAGAAGCCUCCAAGAAACCAUACCAAACCCGAAGGGGAGAUGGGGACGUUCAUUCUGCUCAAGAGGAUUCAUCAAGAGGAAAAAGGUGGAAUCACCAACCCCAAAGCAAUCAAGCUCAUCCCUAUGUUUCAAACACUGCACUAAUUACUCAACAUCCAAGUUUUCCUACUCAACCACCAGUCCAAAAUUUGCCACCAGUAGCACCACCACCAAAUAACCAAGAGCAAAAUAAUUUUGGGAGAUACAAGAAACCCAUCCAGAUUGACCCUAUUCCAAUCACAUACACUGAACUUCUUCCCCAACUACUUGAAAGUCGUCUAGUUUCUAUUUUACCAUGUGAACCUAUGCAACCCCCAUACCCACCAUGGUACAAGUCAGAACAACAUUGUGCUUACCACUCUGGUGUCGCAGGACACUCAAUUGAAAGUUGUAGAGCGUUCAAGAUUAAGGUCCAACAAAUGGUGAAUGCAGGUUGGUUGAAAUUUGAAGGGAAGCCAGAUUGUCCAGACAUCAACAAUAACCCACUUCCAACUCAUGGAAAUUAGUGUGUUUACUACAAGGCAAAGCUCGAUGCAAGAAUGAUCCUCGCCAUAUUAAGUAAAUAAAUGUCAAGAUCAUUUGCCCUGCUAAGAUGUAUCACCUUUUCUUUCAUCGUCAUGAAUAAAAGAUUUUCACAUUU
This is a messenger RNA of Linum trigynum, 1997 nucleotides long. Lineage: Eukaryota; Viridiplantae; Streptophyta; Magnoliopsida; Malpighiales; Linaceae. The record is from the annotation of a GenBank genome assembly.